AUGAAGUUUACUAUCUUCUCUUCGUCCCUCGCCGUGGCAAUGGUUCAUGCAUACCCUCCCUCCUACAUGGCCAGCCUGUCAAAACGAGCAGAGCCAGGUGUAUGGGAGCCCGCCGGCCCUGAUGAUUUCAGAGGCCCAUGCCCGAUGAUGAACACUCUAGCGAACCACAACUUCCUCCCCCACGACGACCGCACAUUACAAAAGAGAAUGCCAUCUUCGCGCUCGGCGAAGGUAUCGGCUUCGACCGUGACCUUGCAACCCUCAUGUGGGAGCAGGCCAUACAUAUCAACCCCAACACCAAACGCCACCUUCUUCACACUGGACCAACUUAACGUGCACAAUAUCCUCGAGCACGACGGCAGUCUGACUCGCACAGAUGAUUUUCUCGGCAGCAACCACAUCUUCAACCAGACCGUGUUUGACGAGACGCGAAGCUACUGGACAGGCGACGUCAUUGAUGCCACGAUGCUCGCCAACAGCAAGAUUGCCCGCCAGGUGACCUCGCGCGCCACCAACCCGACGUACACGUUCACCUCCACCAUGGAGCAGUUCAGCAUCGGCGAGGUCGCGGCGCCCAUUAUUGGGCUUGGCGACAUGGAGGCUGCCACUGUCAGCCGCGCGUUCGUCGAGUACUGGAUCCAGAACGAGAGGCUGCCUUCCGAACUGGGGUGGGUUAAGAAGCAGGUACCUGUCACGCUGCAGAACAUUCUGGCUGUCAAUGAGAUCAUCACCAAUGCGACGAGCUUAAUCACGACUGGGGAGCCGGUGCCUGGCCCGCCGCGUCCUGUUGAUGGGUAUCGUCCAAACUUGCACGCGGGUACCUUCUGA
Molecule: messenger RNA, 828 nt
Organism: Verticillium alfalfae VaMs.102
Lineage: Eukaryota; Fungi; Ascomycota; Sordariomycetes; Glomerellales; Plectosphaerellaceae
Exons: 4
Coding region: 1-828 (275 amino acids)
Molecular function (GO): peroxidase activity
Source: RefSeq, a predicted model, not a curated record